Drosophila arizonae is the source of this 1075-nucleotide messenger RNA. RefSeq names its product Palmitoyl-protein thioesterase 1 (gene Ppt1). Gene Ontology annotation, cellular component: lysosome. The record is from RefSeq and is a predicted model, not a curated record. Gene Ontology annotation, molecular function: palmitoyl-(protein) hydrolase activity. Lineage: Eukaryota; Metazoa; Arthropoda; Insecta; Diptera; Drosophilidae. Gene Ontology annotation, biological process: protein depalmitoylation; receptor-mediated endocytosis.
CAAAGUAAAAUAUCACCAGUUUUAAUAGCAAAAUGUUUUUACUGCUUUAUGCAGCUUACUUUGUAAGCUUUCUGCAGUUGGGCCAAGCUACCCAUCCAGAUUGCCACGACAGUGACAACAGGAGCAGCAAUGGCACUGUUCUACCCGUCGUACUAUGGCACGGAAUGGGUGACACUUGUUGUUUUCCAUUCAGUAUGGGCUCUAUUAAGAAACUAAUCGAGGAGCAUACCAACGGCACCUAUGUGCGAUCCUUGGAAAUAGGUGCAAACAUUGUUUUGGACUAUGAGAGUGGCUUCUUUAUACAUCCGAACAAGCAGGUGGACUACGUAUGCAAACAGCUGGCUGAGGAUAAAAAGCUGGCCAAUGGCUACAAUGCCAUUGGCUUUUCCCAGGGCGGCCAAUUUUUACGAGCGGUAGCCCAGCGUUGUCCCAAUCCGCCAAUGCGGGUGCUCAUCAGCCUGGGCGGCCAGCAUCAGGGCAUCUACGGAUUGCCAAAGUGUCCCACGCUUAGCGUCAGCAGCUGCGAAUAUAUUACCAAACUGCUCAACUAUGCGGCCUACGAGGACUGGGUCCAGAACGAACUGGUGCAGGCCACAUACUGGCAUGAUCCGCUUCACGAGAACAGCUAUCGACUGAAGAGCAGCUUCCUGGCGGACAUCAACAAUGAACUGUACAUAAAUGAACGCUACGCAGAGAAUCUAAACAAGCUAAAGAAGUUUGUAAUGGUCAAGUUCCUCAAUGACACCAUUGUGCAGCCCAAGGAGUCGCAGUGGUUCGAGUUCUAUGCACCUGGCCAGGACAAGCACAUACUGCCGCUCAACGAGAGCAAAGUCUUCAAAAAUGUUGGCUUGGAGCUAAUGCAUAAAUGCAAGAAGCUGCACCUCCUCAGCGUUGAGGGUGAUCAUCUGGCCGUAUCCAAGGAGUGGUUUGUCAAGGAGCUUGUGCCGCUGCUACUCGAAACAUACUAAGAAUAUCAGCCCCGCCCUCUACCACAGCUGUGUCGUCUCACGAGCUCAAACAAAGAAACGUUUUAAUAGCAUAUAUAAGCUGAAUGACGUACGAUAUGACAUAUAAA